AUGGAGACCUCAUUUGCUCUUACUGGCAAAGGCUACCUCAUCAUGGCUGCGGACACAACAUCAGCCCGCUCAAUCGUCAAGAUGAAAGUUGACGAGGACAAGAUCAAGACUCUCAGCCCCCAUCUGCUCAUGGCCUACUCAGGCGAGCCAGGUGACACGAUUCAAUUCGCGGAAUACGUCGAACGCAACACUCGCCUGUAUCAAAUCCGCAACCUCUAUGCCCUGCGACCGGCCGCGGCUGCCUCAUGGAUCCGGAGAGCCGUUGCAGAGUCACUGCGAUCACGCAAGCCCUACUCUGUGAACCUCCUGCUAGGUGGUUACGACACGGCGACGGACGACCCACAUCUCUACUGGGUCGAUUACUUUGGGACGAUGGCCGAGGUACCGUUUGCCGCACACGGCUAUGGAUCCUACUUUGCUCUCAGUUUGCUUGAUCGAUAUCAUGAUCCCAACGCCACCCUUGAGGAAGGGCUUGCAACAUUGAAAUGCUGCAUUGACGAGGUGUCCAAGCGUCUCGUUGUCAGUCCUGGAGCGUACAAGAUCAAGGUUGUAGAUGAAGAUAAGUGGUUAAAGGGAUUGCGACGUUACGUGACUGCGAUCAACUCUGUCUUCAUGUUUUCUAAUCCGUUCUCCAUAUCAUCUACCGAAUGA
This is a messenger RNA of Cyclocybe aegerita, 651 nucleotides long. The record is from the annotation of a GenBank genome assembly. Lineage: Eukaryota; Fungi; Basidiomycota; Agaricomycetes; Agaricales; Hemipholiotaceae.